AUGCCAACAUUUAGAGAAGCGUGUGAGAAGCUUGGCUUGAUCGGAGACGACAAAGAAUGGGCCACCAUUAUUGAAGAGGUUGCCGAAUGGGCAACAGCUGCUGAACUAAGAUCUCUCUUUGUUUGCAUGCUCCUUCACUGUGAUGUUUCAAAUCCUCGCAGAUUGUGGGAAGCAAAUUGGAGAUGUAUGUCUGAUGACAUAAACCGUAGUAUAAGCCUUGCAGUUACCACCAAUUCUGCCGUUAUAGACGAUCAGGAUCUACAACAAUAUGUACUACGGGAAUUGGAAACUCUUCUUAAUACAAACUCAACUUCAAGUUCAUUGGUUGAGUUCGGUCUACCAAUGCCGGAUGCUUCUGUGGUUUCAGCGCUUGGGAACAGCCUCCUUUUAGAAGAGAAAAGCUAUGACAGAGACGCCUUACGCGCUGAACACACCAGUCUCCACGCAGGCCUUUGUCCAGGACAACUAGCUGUAUACAAUGCAGUCAUGUCUUCAAUUGAGAAUGGAACUCAAAGUCUACUGUUUGUUUACGGUCAUGGUGGAACAGGAAAGACAUACUUGUGGAAAACAAUCAUUGCAUGUCUGAGAUCAAGAGGUGAAAUUGUACUUGCUGUCGCAGCAUCAGGUAUCACAUCAUUGUUGCUUCCAUCCGGUAGAACUGCACACUCUCGAUUUAAAAUCCCGUUGGAACUAACUGAAGAAUCAGUAUGUUACAUAAAGAAGAAAUCAAACCUAUGUAAUUUGCUUUUGCAAACCACUCUAAUAAUAUGGGACGAGGCUCCAAUGAGUGAUCGCAGAUGUUUUGAAUCCCUUGAUAAGACACUAAAGGAUUUAACAUCAAACACUUCACAGUUUUUUGGCGGCAAAUCAGUUUUGCUAGGAGGCUACUUCAGGCAAACCUUGCCAGUAAAACCCAAAUGCACGAAAGCUGAGGUUAUCGAGUCUUGCCUACCCAGUUCAUACUUAUGGAAACAUCUUAUUGUGUAUAGGCUCACUGAAAACAUGCGCAUAGAAUCUUCAUCAACAACCUCAACCACAGGAGCACAGUUGCAGAAUUUUUCAGAAUGGCUCCUAAGAAUAGGAGACGGGAAAGAAGGUGUCGUUGUGGAUUUUGAAGAACCUCACAUCAGAAAAAUUGAAAUACCACCUAAAUUCAUACUGAAGGACUCCAAUGAUGGCCUUCAUAAUCUGAUUUCUUUCAUCUAUGAUGCUCAUUUACUGGCAAACCUGACACCAGCUGCAAUAUCAGAACGUGCUAUUAUAUGCCCAAAAAACGACACAGUUGAGGAGAUAAAUAACUUGGUUCAUGCAAUGUCACCUGGGGAAUGCACUUCUUAUUUCAGCACUGAUUCAAUGGUUCCACAUUCAAACGACGGCGGCGAGACAGAUGCUAUGUACCCGCUUGAAUACUUGAAUGUGCUUAAUUUCAAUGGUAUACCCAAUCAUUGUUUACGCCUUAAACCAAAUAGCCCUAUCAUGUUAAUGCAUAACAUGGAUCAGAAAAACGGCCUAUGUAAUGGUACUCGACUUUUGGUAACACAACUCCUUCCACGGGUAAUCGAGGCCCGCAUUAUAACUGGAACGUCAGUUGGUAAGAAAGUAUACAUACCAAGAAUCAAUUUUGUGCACGACACCAAAGAUCUACCAUUUGUAUUUACACGUCGUCAAUUCCCGGUCAAAAUCUGCUAUGCAAUGACUAUUAACAAGAGUCAAGGACAUUCACUUAAAAAAGUUGGGCUUUACCUACCAGAACCUGUUUUUAGUCAUGGCCAACUAUACGUCGCCUUAUCACGAGCUACCUCACCAAAUUCACUGAAAAUUUUCACGUCAAAUAAGGCGGACGAACAGAACAACACAACAUUAAAUAUUGUUUACAAAGACUUGCUAAAUGAGAUUAACGCUUAA
Molecule: messenger RNA, 1905 nt
Organism: Helianthus annuus (common sunflower)
Lineage: Eukaryota; Viridiplantae; Streptophyta; Magnoliopsida; Asterales; Asteraceae
Product: ATP-dependent DNA helicase pif1-like
Exons: 1
Coding region: 1-1905 (634 amino acids)
Biological process (GO): telomere maintenance; DNA repair
Molecular function (GO): DNA helicase activity; ATP binding
Source: RefSeq, a predicted model, not a curated record